UAAAGUGGGUACGAAAGAGGACAUUAUCUUAUUUCUAGACUAGUAGACUAUUAUGACAGAAAAUAUAGAUUAAAACGUUGUUUUUUUUGCUUGUCACUUUAAGAAGUCCCCCCUUUCUCAACUUUUCGUUCUACUCCUACUUCACUGAUAUGUAUCAAAGGAAUAAGCAAUAAUUUUACUCGCGUACAGCUAAUAGAAUGGAGAAGCGCUAGUGUUAACGCAAAAUCCCUGAUUUAUUAAAGACUAAAUAUCUCAAACAUCGUGGUAUAAACCGGUAUGCAAAUUUUGUGUGUUCAAUCUUUUUAAUUAUGCAUUCGUCUUAAAUGCAAAAUGUAUUACUUUCUAAUUAAAAAAGUGCUACAACAUGCGCAAGUCAGAUACAAAGUUAACAAAAGUAACAAAAUAAACGGGAUGGUAACAACCAGCCGUAUAUUUUCUGUACUUGUAGUCAGGUCAAGGUCCUCGGCUAUCAUCUCGGACUUGACCCGACUACUCGUGCAGAAAAACUAUACGGUAACGGUUGUUACCAGCCAGUUUUUUUUUGUUACCUUUGUUCUGUAUAUAAUACGUAUUGAAUACAAUUUUGCAAAUCGUAGAUAAAAAUAGAUUACAGGUAAGAAGAAAUUGUCAAUCAAAACAAAUGGGAAAUAACUCCAGUUUAAAAAUAGGUAUUACCUUCAAACAUGUCAAAGGUGUCAUGGUAGGGAUAGCAAAAGAUAAUUACGUUGGAGAUGAAGCCCAGACAAAACGUGGAAUGUUAACCAUAAACUAUCCUAUAGAACAAGGAAUAGUUACUAAUUGGGACGACAUGGAGACAAUAUGGCAUCAUACAUUUUAUACUGAACUUAGAGUGGCUCCAGAGGAACACCCUGUUAUGAUGACAGAUGCACCUCUUAAUCCCAAAGCUAACAGGGAACGUAUGAUUCAGAGUAUGUUCGAAACAUUCAACAGUCCUGCCUUUUCCGUCCAAAUACAGGCAGUUUUAUCCCAAAUUGCCUCUGGAACGACAACUGGAAUAGUUAUCGAUGUCGGUGAUGCAGUAUCACAUGUUGUACCUAUAUGGACAGGACAUGCACUACCACAAGCCACCAAACGUCUUGAUAUCGCAGGACGAGAUUUAACCGCUUAUUUACAACAUAUCUUCCACGAUAGAGGUUAUAACUUUGUCAUGUUUGUCACAACGGCUGAUAAUGAAAUUGUCAGGGACAUUAAGGAAAAGCUUUGUUUUACGGCUCUUGAUUUCGAACAGGAACUUGAAGCAUCAGCCAAAUCAUCCUAUUUAGAGAAAUCCUAUGAAUUACCAGUGAGAUGGGACUAUGAUUAACGUUGGUAACGAGCGUUUCUGGUGUCCAGAAUGAAUGUUCAGGCCAUCAUUUAUAGGUAUGAAUCACAAAAUUCCUUUCGUUACAAUAACAUUCGUAUAUUGUAAUAAAAAUACCUAUGGAGACGACGACGAUGAUUAUGAUGAAAGUUUGAAAGUGUGUGCAUAUAUUUAUAUAUAAUAUAAACACGUCUAAACAUGUGACAACUUUAUGAAAGACCGCUCAACGCCGUCCAAAAGAAAAAAAGACAUCUUUCGUCAAAGUUUUCACGGUUCCUAUUGAAGGGAUCGAUUUAAUACUUGAUCUGCAGCUUGAUAAUUUUUUGUUGUAGCGAGUAUGCAAUUUAGACAUCGGCCGUGUAUCAAUUUCCUAUUUGUCGAUAGUUCGAAAUUUUACUACACUCAUUGUACAAGGAAAUUUUUCGUCAAAGUUUUCUUAGCUCUUAUUAAAGGGAAUGAUUUAAUA
Messenger RNA from Mytilus californianus (California mussel), 1787 nucleotides. Its product is annotated as actin, muscle-like. NCBI's taxonomy places the organism in Eukaryota, Metazoa, Mollusca, Bivalvia, Mytilida, Mytilidae. The record is from RefSeq and is a predicted model, not a curated record. The transcript is spliced from 4 exons. The coding region runs from base 641 to 1324 and encodes 227 amino acids.